Triticum urartu is the source of this 1190-nucleotide messenger RNA. Its product is annotated as AT-hook motif nuclear-localized protein 10-like. Gene Ontology annotation, molecular function: minor groove of adenine-thymine-rich DNA binding. NCBI's taxonomy places the organism in Eukaryota, Viridiplantae, Streptophyta, Magnoliopsida, Poales, Poaceae. The record is from RefSeq and is a predicted model, not a curated record.
CUAACCACCUUCUUCCACUUAACCAUCCACAACCUGCAAACACCGCACAACUUUAACCCCCCACCAUCAGCCUGAAAACCCUGCAGCUCUCUGCAACGCCACUGUUCCGCACGCAGGCGGCGGAAAGAUCACGCGCCUAGGGUUCGGCACCGCCCCCCAUCGAAAUCGGCGGCGGCGCCGAGGGCCCCGCAGCAAUGCGACCGCCGCCCGCGGCGAUGACGGCCUCCUCGUCGGAGAAGAAGGCGGCGGCGAAGCGGAGGAGCGGACCACCGAGGCCCCGAGGGAGGAAGUCGCAGCUCGCGCUUCUCGGGGGGUGCUCACCUGGAAAUGCAUUUGCUCCACAUAUACUGCUUAUCAAUCGGGGAGAGGAUAUUACCUCCAAGAUUAUGCUGUUAUCAGAGCUGCAUUCCAAAUCCAUCUGUAUUCUAUCAGCCAAUGGCCCAUUAUCAGCUAUAACCCUCCGUCUAUCUUCACAUUCAGGUGGCCUUGACAAUGCAGUUUACCAGGGUCAGUUUGAGGUAAUUUCACUAAAAGGCUCUUAUCUGCUGUCUGAUGAUGGUGGCUCAGGAAACAGCAAUGGGGGUUUAAGCAUUAUGGUUUCUACUCCUUGUGGCAGCUUGUUUGGAGGUAGCGUUGGAGGGCCGCUGAUCGCUGCAGACCCUGUGCAGGUAAUUGCUGGAAGCUUCAAUUACACGGUGACAGAGGAAAAGAAGGAGCCAAAGACCAGUGACAGCCAACUUAAUGAGCUGAAAGUACCUUGGGAGCUGGAUGCAAUGCCUUAUGAACCAUUUUCACCUUUGCCUCUGUUUGGGUGGUCCAGGAUUGAAGAUGUCAAACUUGACCGCCAUGACUUUGACCUGACCAAUGGUUAGCACCUGGCUUCACCAUGCUGCGACAUAUGCAUGAAGAUAAUACAUGGAGAUAUAACGUAACAGUUGUAAGGGCAAGCUAUUAAAAACUUUGGUUUCCAAAGAUAUUUUGUGGGCGGAAGUGUACUUCCAAACUCAAAUUCGCGGAGCAAGAGUAGUUCUAAAUUCUAACUAAGACUUCUAGAGACGUGUAAAAUUGAUAUGUCGUUUGCUAAGUCGGGUACGACGGUGUAGUUCUGCAGAUUUUUAUCGGUGAGAGCUAUAAACUAGUAAUAGCAAGUCAUUUUAUGUCGAAGGGUUAUGAAAUGCACAUUCAGAACA